This is a messenger RNA of Culex pipiens pallens (northern house mosquito), 3897 nucleotides long. RefSeq names its product ionotropic receptor 21a (gene Ir21a). NCBI's taxonomy places the organism in Eukaryota, Metazoa, Arthropoda, Insecta, Diptera, Culicidae. Gene Ontology annotation, cellular component: membrane. The coding region runs from base 17 to 2752 and encodes 911 amino acids. The transcript has 5 exons. The record is from RefSeq and is a predicted model, not a curated record. Gene Ontology annotation, molecular function: ligand-gated monoatomic ion channel activity.
AGGCUAUUAGUGCAAUAUGAAGAGUGUUCUGCUGAUUAGUGCUUUUUGCUUUGUGUGGAUGGAACUUUUGCUAGCCUGGCAGCAGCAAUCCUCGGACCCGUAUAGACAGGCCCUGAUCAAUUACCGGUCGGAUGCGCCGAAGAAUAAGUUCUACGAGUUAUCAAGCGAGCAGUACGUUCCGGGUACUUUUGACGCGGAUUCGGGAGUUCGAGAGAAGCGUUUAAGUGAUCCUACCUUUCGAGGUAAUCCGAAGACUCGUGAACAGAUUUGGGCUAGGAAUUUUGCUCACAUUUUGGUGAACGAUAGGCAGUCAAAGUCGUUGGUGGAUUUGUUGAUCCGAGUUGUGACAAAGUAUCUGCACGCAUGUAUUCCGAUCAUUCUGUUCGAUUCGUAUGUUGAGCAGACGGAAGGCUUAAUGAUGGAGUCACUAUUUAGUCAAUUUCCGUUGACUUAUACUUGUGGAAAAAUCGGGCCGAACUACACGCUGGAAAAUCCGGAGAUUAUCGCCAACACUGCUUCCAAGUGCCGCAGCUAUAUAAUUUUCUUGUCCGAUGCACUGAUGACCCGCCAUAUAAUUGGACCUCAGCUGACCGACUAUGUUGUCGUUAUACCGCGUUCAAGUCAGUGGAAGUUACAGGACUUUCUUUCGUCGAAGGAAUCCAGAGAUAUUCUGAACCUGCUGGUCAUUGGCGAAUCGUACUCGGCGGGAAAGUCAGCUAACGAGGAAGUUCCGUACGUGCUGUACACACACGAUCUGUACAUAGAUGGAUUGGGUUCGAACCGCCCAAUUGUGUUGACGACCUGGAUGAACGGGAAAUUUUCCCGUACAAACGUGGAUCUGUUUCCGAAAAAGAUCAGGAAGGGUUUCUCGGGACAUCGCUUCACCGUUGCGGUAGCUCACCAACCUCCAUUUGUGUUUAAACAACUGUCAACAGAUGCGGUCGGCAACAUUGCCAUUCGGUGGGAUGGGAUAGAAAUUCGAGUGCUGAAAACGAUGGGGAAUUAUCUCAACUUUACGAUCGACUAUAAGGAGCCGUCCAAAGGCUAUCUUGGUCCAGGAGACGCUAUAACGGAUGAAGUUGAACGACGUCAAGCGGAUAUUGGAGUUGCUGGAGCAUACGUGACCAUCGAGCGAAACGUCAAUACUGAAAUGUUGGUGCAACACUCUUCGGACUGUUCCGCCUUUAUCACGUUGAUGUCAUCGUCUCUUCCUAGGUAUCGCGCCAUCUUGGGACCGUUCCAGUGGCCAGUAUGGUUGGCCUUGACGUUGAUCUAUUUGCUGGCCAUAUUUCCGCUGGCUUUUUCCGACAAGCUCAGCUUGCGGCACCUGAUCGGAAACUGGAGCGAGAUCGAGAACAUGUUUUGGUACGUGUUUGGUACAUUCACAAACAGUUUAACCUUUACCGGUGAGAACUCGUGGAGCAACACGAAGAAGACCUCGACGCGGUUGUUGAUUGGUAUUUACUGGAUGUUUACCAUCAUCAUCACAUCGUGUUACACUGGAUCAAUCAUCGCCUUUGUAACUAUGCCGGUGCUUCCGGAUACGGUGGACACGGUCGCUGAGCUACGCAGAGGAUUUUACCGCGUUGGAACACUGGAUCGUGGCGGCUGGGAGCGAUGGUUUUUGAAUUCGAGUGAUGCAUCUACUUCCAAACUUUUAAAGAAGCUUGAAUUUGUGUCCAGCUUGGAGGAGGGCAUAAAGAACGUUACGGACGCUUGGUUGAUUUCGUAUGCAUUCAUCGGUUCCAAGGCUGAGCUAAACUAUCUGGUCCAGUCCAACUACUCAGAUGAAUCACACAACAAACGCUACGAGCUGCACGUUAGUAAGGAGUGCUUUUCGCUGUUUGGUGUAUCGUUUGUCCUGCCUCAAAAAUCGGUUUAUCGGGACAAAUUCAACAAUGGGAUACUGUACAUGCAGGAAGCAGGUAUAAUAGGUAAAUUAAGCAAGGACGUAUCUUGGGAUUUGCAGCGAACGAGUGACGGCCGAUUCCGGCAGGCUUCGGUUGGCAAAACGUUGCGUUCACCAACGGCAGGAGCCGAGAAGGGUCUCACACUGGGCGACACGGAGGGUAUGUUUCUGUUGAUGGGCAUUGGGUAUCUCUUAGGUCUGGCUGUACUGAUCUCCGAGUGGAUCGGCGGGUGUACCAACAAGUGCAAAGAGUUGAUCGAAGCUCGUAAGGAUCGUUUCCGGCGCUCGUCGACCUCCUCGAUUCCCGCAUCCAGUGCAUCCUCGGCGAACCAAAACUCACCCAGAAGACGACCGACGGGAAAGGAGUACAACCUCAUGUACAACGGCGACAGCAGCUCGCAAGCGUUGACUCCCCGGGCUGGCUUCGACGACGACAGUGGAUCGGAUAUUAGCGAGGGAACGCGCACCAGAAGAACCCUUUCGGAGAGCCUUCAGGACGUGGGCCAGAAUACGCUUCAAGAACUGUUCGAUGGUCCAAACCGCAGGCAUUCGACGAUUGUUUACAUCGAUGGGAAGAUGAUGUCGGAGGAAGAAGCGCAGCGAUAUGCGGCCACCAAGAAGUCCAAUCGCUCGCACUCCAGUCUGGGAUCGGUUGUGGAGCACGAGGUGACUCGGCUGUUCAAGUUCCUGGACGAUCGGAAGGGAAGCCACGAGGAGCAUCGACCCAAGCAUUCACGCUAUCAUUCUCGCUCGAUUGAGGUUGCAGCAGAAGUUAACAGGACGGUGGAUAACGCGGAGAAGCAGGUCGUAGAGAAGUCAUUUGGAGAGGAACUGUUGCAUUGAGCGACCCAUACAAGCUUUUCAUGCAAUUUUGACAGCUGACCAUACAAAAAUUGUCCGAAAAUAUUUGAAAAUCGGAUUCUUUAAAAGGAAUUUUCUGAUCGAUACAGUGUCUUUUGCAAUGUUGUUUAUUAGGACAAUAAUUCAAUUUCCCAAAUUCGGUAUUUUUUUCACUUUUGGAUUUUAUUUUAAAAUCCGCAACGUUUAAGCCAUAGAAUAUGCAAUCGAAAGUAUUAUACAGAAAUUUUGGUAACUACGAAAACGAGAAAAAAAACAACUUUUACACUUAAACUACGAUAGCUUUAAAACAUCAGCGAUGGCCUAUAUUUUUUUGGACACGUUGCGUGUUUCAAUUACGAAAAUUCCGGUACCCAAAAAAGUAAAGGUCAUCGCUGAAAUUUUAAAGCUGUCGUAGAUUUAGUGAAAAUAGUAGAAUUCUCGAUUUCGUCAUUUUCCCGUAUUUGCUCGUGGCGCGUGGAUAAACUCAGUUUUUAUUUUCAGAAGAUCAUAUCUCGUGAACGCACGGACCACUUAACAUUUUCGGUAUGUUUUGUGAAUUUUUUUAUGCUCUUUUUCCAGACACGGUCAAAACGCCAUUGCAUGUUUUUAUGCGUCUUUUUAAAAAUUUUAGGCUUGAUUUUUGAUACUCGAAACUAUUUUUUCUUCAACUAAUCACCUUUCAGUUGUAUUCAAGACUUUUCAUGUCGGUUAAAAUGGGGCGAAGUUAUGAUUUUUUUUUUUAAAUGGGUUUUGCGAAAAUUUACGAAAAUGACCAUUUUUGGGACCAUCCUAGCACGGCGUAGGUUACCCUAAUAGCCAAACCAAAAAAAAAUUGUGGUCUGAUUAUUUUGGACAAGGAAUCCCCAGAAAAAUGUUGAGCCCGAUUAGAAAACUUUUUUUUUCGUUUUAUGUUCCUUUCAAAUGGAAUUGCUGUAAAUAUAACUAUAAAAAUUCUUAAAAUUUUUCGUUUUUUUACUUUUCUUAAAAAUACUUUUUUUGGAAAGAUCGGUAAAUUUCCAAAAAAAAAAAUCGUCUAAAAAACACUGAAUAUUUGAUCGCUGGUUGCUGAGAAUCUAAGUUACAGUGGAUUAAAGAAAAACAAACAGAAAAAUUGAAGUCUCUUCUAAACACCGACCGAUCGAACACGA